GUUCUCACUCACUGGAUGAUCAGGAGGACCGGAGAGACUCAGGCUGAGAGCGGAUUGAUCUGUGAUGGGAUCAGUCACUUCAUGAACGCAGAGACGGGCUGCAGCAACAUUUUCUUAUGAAAGGAAAAGAGAUGCUCUGCUUACGUGACUCGGGUGACUGCUUGAGAGAGCAGAUGCGAUACAUGAUGAGAUCCCUGCAAGACCUGAAGCAACUGCGGAAAAGCUGCCCCGCAGCCAGGCACCCCCUCGCCCCACUUGGACCCCAGCUUCCCGCUUUGGCGCGUCACUCUGCAGUGGCGCGUGCAUGUCAGCAGCGGGCUUUGCAAAGAGAACAGCGCGUGCGUCAGCGGAUAUCUGAUGCCAGCAGCGCAAGUACCUACGACUCUGCCUGCUGCCUAGCGAGCCCCCUGGAGGAGGAGGAUGAGGAGGACGGCACCAGCAGCCGGCUGGGCCUGCGGAGUCCCAGCAGUCAGAAGAGCUUGGAGUGUGAUUCCGGCUACUCUGAGGCAUCCUGGAAAGAUGACGGGAUUGUUCUCAGGAGGACUAGAAAUGUGCGGGUGUCAUCCUCAGCUUGUGCACGCAUGAACCGGGGGCAGAGUGGACGCAUUCGACCCAAGUCCACAUCUGAUGCCUGCCUGGAAACGUGGACAUCAUUUGAAGUCAGCGACCAAGAGGACUGGACAAACUCUUUGCUGACCAGAGGACGCAACCGCCAACCUCUGGUCCUCGGGGACAAUAGCUUUGCAGACCUCAUACAGAACUGGAUGGAUUUGCCCGACUGUUCCGAGCCCGCAGAGCUGAAGCAAAGUUCAGGACAACGGCAGGGAAGAGGUUUCUUUGUGAACAUGAGGAGAAAACUCUUUGGCUUUUCUAAGAAUGUGGAGAGCAGAGUGCGGAUGAGAUCCAAAGACUCUUCUGGUGUCAACAGAACCGCCAAUGCUCCAAAUCGCCUGUCCUGCCCCGUUGUGGCAUCACAGGGCAAGGUGCCCUUUUUCCACCAGUCUCACUCAGGCAUUCAUCAGCUGGAUACAGACUUCUACCGCUUCACCACUGUCAUGAAGUCAGGCUGCCGGCAGCCCAUAAUAUGCAAAGAUAUCAUUGGCUACGUCUGACCCAACGACACAUGCAGGAAGCAGACUGAAGAAUCUCCAGGAACUUUAUUUUUAUAAGACUCCCUUUUUAUAUGCAUAUAGUACAAUGUUGGAAAUAGAAAUGUUCUCAUAAUUAACACUAUAUAUGCCGUGGCUUUUAUAUAUUUUGUAUAAAUAUUUCAAAAUGUAAAACUGACUGAUCUUAUCUGAGGAAGCAGUUGUUCCUCACUGAAGGACUGAUUAAAGGAAGUUUGUACUGAA
Oryzias latipes (Japanese medaka) is the source of this 1352-nucleotide messenger RNA. RefSeq names its product PAK4-inhibitor inka2. Gene Ontology annotation, cellular component: nucleus. NCBI's taxonomy places the organism in Eukaryota, Metazoa, Chordata, Actinopteri, Beloniformes, Adrianichthyidae. Gene Ontology annotation, molecular function: protein kinase binding; protein serine/threonine kinase inhibitor activity. The record is from RefSeq and is a predicted model, not a curated record.